Molecule: messenger RNA, 2155 nt
Organism: Ruditapes philippinarum (Manila clam)
Lineage: Eukaryota; Metazoa; Mollusca; Bivalvia; Venerida; Veneridae
Exons: 1
Coding region: 2-1747 (581 amino acids)
Biological process (GO): positive regulation of DNA-templated transcription
Cellular component (GO): nucleoplasm; chromatin
Molecular function (GO): zinc ion binding; ubiquitin-protein transferase activity
Source: RefSeq, a predicted model, not a curated record
AAUGGCAAGCACGGGAAUGCAAGCAUCAAAACAACAUUCAUUAACAACAUCCAUGGCAUCAGAUGAAGAUCUUCAAGUUUACUGCCAGCCUUGUGACGAGGAAGGAACUAGACUCCCUGCCCAUGGUUACUGUACUCUCUGCAAGGAACACCUCUGCAAGACAUGCUUUACAGCCCACAAAAUAAAUAGGCUUUCCAAACAGCAUACGCUUCUCGAUGCAACAAGUAUGCCUAAAGUUUUGCAGCAACCCUCAACAUCCAACCUUACCGGCAUAACCACAGGCCUGACUACAACCUGUCUUACACACCCAAAAGAAAUGAUCAAGUUCUAUUGCAAUAAUCAUACAGAAUUACUUUGCAGUGUUUGUCUUACCCUUGAACAUCAAGGUACAUCCUGCAAAGUAGAUUAUAUACCUGAUAUUUCUUGUGAUAUAGUAGACAGCAAAGAAUAUCAACUUAUCUUGAAAGCAGUAAAUACUACUUCUGACCAAAUUCAACAGAUGGUACAAGAUGUCAAAGGGAAGACAAAUCAAUCCAACAGCUCCCUAAAAGAUGCAUUAGCAGAAAUUAAAAAGUUCCGGCAAGAUAUUGACAAAAGAUUAGAUGAAUUGGAGAGACAAGUUGAAAAUGCAGCCAAAGUCAUAGAACAAGAAAACAACAAGCAUCUGAAGGAAGUAGAAACAACAUGUGAAGAUCAGACCAUAUCUCUUACAACAUCAUCAGAUAAAAUCAACCAAUUCAACACAUCAAAACAAGCUGAUAAACUGUUCAAGGAACUCAAACUUGCAGAGAAAACAUUGAAAAUUGUGGAGGAAAAAACGCAACAACUUUCAUCAUAUGACAUCAAACAGUAUAACUUUAAACCAAAUGAGGAAAUAGUAACCCAGCUCAAAUCGUCUUUGGGUACAUUGUCACAGACAACUUUAGAUAAAGAAUGUCAAUCUGUACAAAUAAAGUCCAGGCAAUCUGCACAUCAAGGAGACAUCUGUGUGAAGACAUCAGAAGAUAAAGAAACAAUGUGCGGAAUAUCAGGAAUAACUUCCCUUAGUUCUGACACUCUAGUCAUCGCUGAUUACCAUAACAUGGCUGUAAAGAUGGUGGAUACAAGUAGCCAAUCUGUGUCUGAUCAACUACAACUAGAUGGUAAACCAUGGGAUAUCACUAGAUUAACUUUUACUGAACUUGCUGUCACACUUCCUUUCAUACAGACCAUACAGUUUAUAUCAAUCUCAUCAAACAAACUCAAAAAGAGGCAUGCAGUAAAGGUUGGUGGGGACUGUCAUGGCAUAAGCUGUUACCAAGGUAAACUUGUUGUGUCAUUUGUUAAUCCUGCAAAACUUCAGAUCCUUGAUAUGAAUGGGUAUUUAUUGACAACAAUUGAUGGAAAAAAUAUUUUCAAAAAUCCAUAUUAUGUUACGAGCAACAGCAAUGCUAUAUAUGUAUCUGAUGUUAACAUGAACAUACUGACAAAAAUAAACUGGCACUGUAAAGUGAUUGGUAGUUAUAGUCGUACAGGAAAACCUAGGGGAAUGGCACUGUCAGAGGAUGGCACUGUCUUUGUGUGUGAUAAGGAGAGAAAUGUUAUUGAAGAGAUAUUGGAAGACUGCUCUACAGGAAAGGUGGUAUUGAAGACUGCAAAGAGUCCCUAUGCUGUAUGUUGGUGUGGAGAAACACAGAAGCUGUACUACAGCUGUUAUGCUGAAGAUGAAAAAGUUAACAACUUCCUUCACAUCUACAAACUGUCAUAGACUUUGAUUUUACAACAAUGCAUGUUUCUAUAGAAAAGGCUGAAAUCAUUCUCCUGUUGUAUAUUUAGACUAUAGGCUAUAUAAAGACAAUAUGUAUUCAUUCUUCUGAUAGUAACUAAAAGUGAAUACAAUAUUGCCCUCUUGCUGUUAUUAACUUGCAAGAUAUUUCAUGAAUGAAUAAAUCAGUCCUUUUUAAAAGAUAUUUUUGGAACCGGGAUUCCUUAAAUUUGAAUGGCACUCUACUUUUUAAUUUGGAGAAACAUAUGUGAAUAAAAUUUGCAUGAAUAAUUUUUGCAAACAAUUAUGAACCAAAUCAAGAUAUUGAUAUACAUGAAGUUUGUUUUUGUGAUAAAACUGAAUGAUGUACAUGUGCAUUUUUAUCAACUGAAUAAAUGACUAUAAUCUGUG